Molecule: messenger RNA, 689 nt
Organism: Macrosteles quadrilineatus (aster leafhopper)
Lineage: Eukaryota; Metazoa; Arthropoda; Insecta; Hemiptera; Cicadellidae
Exons: 3
Coding region: 34-384 (116 amino acids)
Source: RefSeq, a predicted model, not a curated record
CAAGCGCCUGCUGCAAUCAUCUAUCUGCUGGACAUGGCUUCUACCGGCAUCAGCAUAGCUCUUCUGAUAGUGGUUCUAGCAGUUGCCUCAGCCGCUGUCCCUGCUCAGAGGUUCCCCAGCAACCAGGAGGUUCCUACCAUCAAGGGUGUUCUGGAGGCGCUGCGCUUCGCCUUCGUCGGUUCUCCCACCUACCACGCCAAGCAGCCCUGGGACUUUGACCCGGAGGUGUCCAAGAGACGCAACCCUGGGUACGAGGCUCUCCACGGUCAUCACUCCGAGCGGCUCAUAGAGAGGCUCGGGCUAGGGGAAGAUGGUCGUGAGGAGGAGAGGAGGCAACAACAAGCCAUCCGAGACAUCGGGGUGCCGAUCACGGGGAAGCGGUGACUGGGAACGUGAAGGAAGUUGACAUGAACUGAUCAGACUGAUGCGCAAUAACUGUGUAUUUACUCUCAAUACCCGUCUCGUCCUGGGUGUCAGUUGCCAAGAAGUGAUAUAUUUUGAUGGAGGGUCUCACAUAUGUGUUCGUGUUCACAUUCGUGUGUGGAGGGCCAAUUGACUUGUUAUGAAUUUACAGUAGUCAAAAUUAUUUUUCGUCCAAUCCUGAUUGUUGAAGUUUACCAACUUUUCUUGAUUAGCUACGACCAAUCAUACAUCAUUUAGUAUGCUAUCAAUAAAGACCUAUUUGCAUA